CAAGACUGAAAAUGUAUUUCCUGUUAGGCGUGUCUCUCUGUCCGCUUUCACUUCUGCCUUGCUCCUUGUUUCAAAUAGGAGGCAAUGAGCCAACAAUUGUUGCAGUGAAUGGAUCCUCUUGGCAAGAUGAGUUUUUUCGUUCAAGCGUCUGCUGAGGAUCUACAUGAUGAGCUUGUAGAUUUAGGUUGGUACCACUAUGAUCUGUCCCGCCAUGCUGCUGAAGCUCUCCUCUUGUCUAAUGGAAGUGAUGGGACUUACCUCCUGAGAAACAGCAAUGAGGGACCAGGCUGUUUUGCUUUGUCUGUCAGGGCAAAGGAUUCAGUCAAGCAUUUUCACGUGACGCGCAAAGACAAUGGCUAUGUGUUUGGAUUUAACACAUUUUCAAACCUUCGGGACUUUAUUAACCACUUCGCCAAUCAGCCUCUGGUGGGCAGCGAAACAGGAACUCUCAUUGUACUGAAGUAUCCGUACCCUUGGAGAGUGGAGGAGCCAUCCAUCUAUGAAUCUGUGCGGGUUCACACAGCUCUGCAGACUGGGCGCACAGAAAAUGAUCUUGUGCCAAAUGCUCCCUCACUCGGUACAAAGGAAGGCUAUCUACUGAAACAAGGAGCAGUUGUGAAGAGCUGGAAGCAAAGAUGGUUCACACUAAGCAGAAAUGAACUGAAGUACUUUAAAGACCAAAUGUAUGAGGAGCCCAUUCGAACCCUGGACCUGAAGGCAUGCUCUGCAGUCCAGUUUGACUACUCUCAAGAAAGAAUCAACUGUUUCUGUCUUGUGUUUCCCGACAGAACAUUUUAUCUCUGUGCAAAGACUGGUGUGGAGGCAGAUGAGUGGAUCAAGAUUCUUAGAUGGAAAUUGGUGAGCUUUUCUAUGCUCUAUGCACACCGUGCUGUGAGGAACUAACUACUUGACGACCUCCCCUGUAUUGGUGCAGUUCUCAGACCAAAACAUGCAGUCUAAAAAAUACCACAGCACUUUCGGAGCCUCAAUUGAGUAUUGGGGGAAGUUGUACCAAAGUUCAUGAAUACGUUUAAGGAAGUUCUAGUGUCUGAUAGAGCAUUUGCACUACCAUCAGCACAAAACAUUUGAAAAGUCAUGUCUUGCAAAUGUCCCUUGCGCAAAGUUUAACCAACAUCUUUUUUUUUUCCUAGUCCCAGGCACAUAAAUGUCAAUGAGAGUGACCAGAUCUUGCAGAACACUCCAAAGUGAAGUGGGGACACUCUUCCUUCAUUAAACUGUCUGUGAGGCCAUGAUAUCACAUUUUGUGACAACAUCUUAUUAAAAUUGCCCUAAUAAUAUUCUUCGAUUUUGCUUAAAGAUGAUAGGUCAAAAUCAGGUAUGUCCAGCUGUGGUCCUCAUGGGCCGCUGUCACACCUGUUUUCAUUCGCUCCAACACAGCUGCAACACACUUGAAUUAAAGGAUCAACUCAACAGCAAGCUCUGAGGAAGCAUGAGAACGAUCCUCAUCAGCUAUGUUGCAGCAGGGACAGAUAGAAAACAGGCAGAACAGCGCUGGCAUUGGGGACCGAGUUUGAACACCCCUGUCUUAAAUCAUUAUUUAAGACAAGAAAAAUUAUACGAAAUAGUAGUUACUCAUGCCAUAGCAGUACAUCAACCGGUUGAUAUUUCUCCUUUAACAGGGUCCUUUGAGAUAUACAUUUAUGAUGGUUCAUUGUGUUUAUGUUUCUGGUGUGUAUUAUCCAUCCAUCCGUGAUCUUGUGAAACCAAAAUAAAGAAAAAACAGUGUGAAAUGGCAA
This is a messenger RNA of Hippocampus zosterae (dwarf seahorse), 1757 nucleotides long. It is a transcript of the gene dapp1, whose product is annotated as dual adaptor of phosphotyrosine and 3-phosphoinositides. The transcript has 8 exons. The coding region runs from base 109 to 903 and encodes 264 amino acids. The record is from RefSeq and is a predicted model, not a curated record. Lineage: Eukaryota; Metazoa; Chordata; Actinopteri; Syngnathiformes; Syngnathidae.